This is a messenger RNA of Oncorhynchus masou masou (cherry salmon), 6577 nucleotides long. RefSeq names its product sorting nexin-13-like. The transcript has 26 exons. Gene Ontology annotation, molecular function: phosphatidylinositol binding. The coding region runs from base 179 to 3208 and encodes 1009 amino acids. Lineage: Eukaryota; Metazoa; Chordata; Actinopteri; Salmoniformes; Salmonidae. The record is from RefSeq and is a predicted model, not a curated record. Gene Ontology annotation, cellular component: early endosome.
UGUGUGUGAGAGAGAGAGAGAGAGAGAGAGCGAUUUAAUAACUCGUCAGUCUUCAGCAAAAGACACUGCAGCAUUCAUCUACUCUACUCAUCACCCGUCCUAUCAGGUUAGACAGACACACACACACACACACACACGGUUAAUAUGAGGGAACGUUUGGGACCUGUGCAGUGAAAGUAUGGAUGACCUGGUGAGUGUGGCCUACCUCCCUGGAGCUGGCAGCAGAGCCUGGGACUAUUUUAGUCUCCACCCCUGCCUGCUGUGUGACCCUGCUGGGGCACUGCCCAUCUGGAGAGAGGCCAGUCUGUCUGUGUGGGGAUGGGGGGGUCUAGGAGUGGUGCUGUUCCUCAUCACUUUUGGGCCCUUCGCUGUCUUCUAUCUGGCCUUCUAUAUCUUCUGCUUCGUAGGAGGUGGUUUUGCGGUCACUCUGUUGUUUGGGAAAACCAACUCAGAGAGACACCUAGAGAGGUGUGAACACUCCUAUCUUCCGGCCACGCAAACGGGUAUACUGAAGACAUUGGAUGAGAUGAGACUGGAGCCGAAGCCUAUACAGAUAGACAGGAGACUGACUGGCUCCAACUACAUAGACGAGCCUCUUCAACAGGUCAUCCAGUUUGCUUUGAGAGAUUAUAUCCAGUACUGGUAUUACACUCUGAGUGAGGAUGAUUCUUUUCUGCUGGAAAUCAGACAGACGGUCCAGAAUGCUCUGGUACAGUUCUCUACACGGUCUAAAGAGGUGGACUGGCAGCCUUAUUUGACCACCAGACUGGUGGAUGACUUUGCUACUCACCUUCGAGUCUUCAGAAAGGCCCAAGACCGACUGGAGGACAGUAAACAGAGGGACUUGUCGGAGGAGAUGGUGGAGUCAUUCUUUGAGGCGGAGGUGGAGAUGGAGAGGAACAUCUGUAGAGAUGUGGUCUGCACCUCCCUGAAGGAUGAAGAAGGGUUCCUGAGGGAUCUGUGUGAGGUGCUGCUCUACCUGUUACUACCUCCUGGAGACUUCCACAACAAGAAUAUGAGAUACUUCCUCAGGGAGAUUCUGGCGCGAGGCGUUCUCCUUCCCCUGGUCAACCAGCUGAGUGAUCCUGAUUACAUCAACCAGUUUGUUAUCUGGAUGAUCCGGGACUCGAGCUGUAACUACGAGGCUUUUAUGAACAUCUUGAAGCUGACAGACAGAGUGUCUGAACUGGAGGCUGUUAAAGACAAGGCCCUGGAGGAACUACAGUACCUACGAUCACUGGACACUGCAGGAGACGAUAUCAAUGUAAUAAAGAACCAGAUCAACAGUCUGAUGUUUGUGAAGAAGGUCUGUGAGACCAGGAUACAGAGGCUACAGUCUGGGAAAGAGGUGGAUGCUCUGAAACUAGCGGCAAACUUGGGCAAGCUGUGCAUCAUACCACUGGAGCACAUUCUGGUACACAACAUCGCCCUGCAGUUCUUUAUGGACUACAUGCUGGUGGCUGGGGCACAGGCAGAGCUGUUCUUCUGGCUGACAGUGGAGGGCUACAGAGUAACAGCCCAGCAACAACUAGAGGUGAUGGAGGGAUGGCAGAAGGAUGGAAAGAAGGGAGGAGACACUAAAGGACUGCUGAAAGCUGCAGCACUAGGAGUGUAUGAGCAGUACUUAUCUGAUAAGGCGUCCCCCAGGGUGCAGGUAGAUGAGGCGUCUGUUCUCCAACUGGGAGAGAAGCUGCAGAAGGACAGCGACCCCACGCCAGAGAUAUUCGACGACAUCCAGACAAAGGUGUAUGACAUGAUGCUUCGUGAUGAGAGGUUCUACCCGUCGUUCAGACAGAGUCCUCUCUACAUCAGGAUGUUAGCGGAGCUGGACAUGCUCAAAGAACCCUCCUAUAGAGGAUCAGAUGACGGAGACGGAGAAUCGUUCAACGGUUCUCCAACAGGAAGCAUUAAUCUGUCUCUGGAUGACCUGUCGAACUCCUGCCAUGAUGACAAUAUACAGCUACACGCCUUCAUCUCUGAUACAGUAUCUGAUGCCUGUCUCCCCGGGGCUGGGUUGGGGUUGGGACUGCUGGGUGUUACAGGGGUGUGUAACGACCACGGCAAGACCUACGCCCUCUACGCCAUCACUGUGUUGCGCCGUAACCACGACGGCAGCGAAGACUCCUGGAAGACCUACCGACGCUACUCUGACUUCCACGAUUUCCACAUGAGGAUCACGGAGCAGGUGAAGUUUGAGAAUUUGUCGGCGAUCCUGAAGCUGCCGGGGAAGAAGACGUUUAACAACAUGGAAAGAGACUUCCUGGAGAGGAGGAAAAAAGACCUGAACUCGUACCUACAGCUGCUGUUGAAUCCAGAGAUGAUGAAGGCCUGUCCUACUCUGGUUCAUUAUGUCUACGACUUCCUGGAGAAUAAACAGUACAGCAAGGGGAAGGGAGACUUCGCUCGCAAGAUGGAUACGUUUGUGAACCCCCUGCGUAGCUCGAUGCGUAACGUGUCCAUCGCUGUGAAGGGCCUGCCAGACAGUCUGGCUGGAGGGAUGAACAAGGCUGCUGACAACAUGGGACGCAUGUCUGAGAAACUGGGACAGGACAUCAAACAGGCCGUGUUCAAGGUGCCUCCACUGCUCCCCAAGUCUGACUUUGACCCAGAACACUGCCGAGUCUCGGCCCAGCUGGACGACAACGUGGAUGAUAACAUCCCCCUGCGUGUGAUGCUGCUGUUGAUGGAUGAGGUGUUUGACCUGAAGGAGAGGAACCAGUGGCUCCGCAGGAACAUCAAGAACCUUCUGCAGCAACUCAUCAGAGCCACAUACGGAGACACUAUCAACAGGAAGAUCGUGGAUCAUGUGGACUUCAUGACAGCUCCAGAACAGGUGGCCGACUACGUCAAGAAGUUCCGGGAUUCGUACUGGCCCAACGGAAUCCUGGCCGAGUCUUCACCACGCAGGGACAAGAACAUCCGCAUGAGGACGAGGGUCGCGGCCAAGACCAACCUAUUGGGAAUCAUGCCAGAUGAGUUGAAGCACAUCAUCGGGGCGGAUACGACUCGUAAGGGAAUCCUGCGUGUGUUUGACAUGUUCCAACACGGACCAAUGAAUCGUCGGCUGGUCUACGUGCUCCUAGAAGGGUUCCUGGAGACCAUGUUCCCUCACUACAAGUUCCCUGAGCUGUUUGUUAAACUCCACUCUCGCUCGCCGCGCACAGCCAGAUACACACAGAAAGUCAAGAGCACCUUCCCGAAGAGGUGACAGGAGACUGGAAGUGGGCAGGGUACUGGGUGACACACGGUGUAAGAGAAAAGAGGGAGGAGAGUUGUGGGGAGGGUGUGUGCUGUUGAGAAGAGGAUAACGUGUGUGUGUGUGUGUUCUGCCCUCGUUCGAAGGGAUUGUUGGGACCAUCCUAGUUGUUAACUCUGCCCUGCUCUCCACUUCCCCUACGUGCCUCACACACACUCCUGUAGCGUGGACAAACUGAUUGGGGUUUUAUUUGUUUUAUGCUAACUGUUUUAUUGUCGAUGUGUUGUCAGACUGGCACAGCUGCUGUGAUAUGCCGAGCAGGUGAUCUCACUUCCUGAUACCAGGCCACGUAUACAGAAAUAGAUUGAUAGGGGAGGGGGGAAUGUGGCAUAGAGGAUGCCAUGGUUUGUGAGACAGAAAGCGUCGACCACAUCCGGUUCUGCAAGGCGUUUGUUUGUCAAUGUGACAUCAUCAUCCUGUCAUAAUCCUCUAGAACACGAGGAGGCUGAGUUUGAUCUAAAGUCCACUCCCCCUUUUUAAUGCGCCUGCCAGUACCCAUGACAACCACCGCUCUAACUGUUUUUGUUUGUUUGUUUACGGGGAUGAUGGACAGCGCUACUGUGCUUCAUGUGAAUCAUGUGGAAAGCGGAAUGAACAGCUCCCCUGCCGGUGAGGCCUGGGUAAAUGUGAAAUGGCCCGUUCUAAUGGACUGAUAGUCUCAUAGUGAUCCACUACAUUUUGGAAUGAGACAGAAUGAAAUGACAGGCCAGACUGUGAAUGUUGCUGUCUGUAGAGUAGAAUGUACUCACUGGGUGUGUGUGUGUUUGAGAGUGUGUGUGUGUGUUUGAGAGUGUGUGUGUGUGUGUUUGAGAGUGUGUGUGUGUGUGUUUGAGAGUGUGUGUGUGUGUGUUUGAGAGUGUGUGUGUGUGUGUUUGAGAGUGUGUGUGUUUGAGAGUGUGUGUGUGUGUGUUUGAGAGUGUGAGUGUGUGUGUUUGAGAGUGUGUGUGUGUGUGUGUGUGUUUGAGAGUGUGUGUGUGUUUGAGUGUGUGUGUGUGUGUGUUUGAGAGUGUGUGUGUGUGUGUUUGAGAGUGUGUGUGUGUGUGUUUGAGAGUGUGUGUGUGUUUGAGAGUGUGUGUGUGUUUGAGAGUGUGUGUGUGUGUGUUUGAGAGUGUGUGUGUGUUUGAGAGUGUGUGUGUGUGUGUGUGGCAGUAAGAUGCAGCCCUCCCCAGUCAGACACUGUGCCAGUGUGGGGCCCAUGCUGUAGUAUCAUACCACUAAGUAACAAAGAGAAAACACACUGAUAUCCCUGCUAUAUUACACUUUCUUUCAGAGAAAAUUUCAUUUUGUGCAAUAUUUUUAUUUGACGCCUGAGUUUUUGAGUAAUUGUAUAAAAAUGGAAAAGUAUACCGUUUUGGAAAAAUUGUAGAAAAGGUGAAAGAUUUCUUCCCCCCUUCCCAAAGAAAUUCUAACCCGACAUUCCGUUGUAAAAAAAAAAAAAAUCAACAUUUAAUUGCAGACUCGUUUUAUACGUCUUUUUUUAGUUAUUAUUUUAUUCCUGAUGAAUGUGGUUUCCAUGCCGAUGUGUCAGCAAGAGUGAUCUAGCCAGUCGAGCUAAAGCCUCUGGAUAGAAAGCUAUAGUUCAUUGGUCGAGAGAUAUGGUGGAAGGGCUUAUUAUGCAUAUGAACCUGUUGAUUGGAGAGUGAACAGAAAUUAUUCACUGUUGUAUGAACCAAUGACAGGAGAGACUUUGGGUCAUCUGUCCAAUCAAAUCGCAGGAAAGCCAUGUUUCUGUAGAAUCCCUGCUAAAUAACGCUUAGUACCGGAGUUCUUUCAUUCGCCGAACAGAGCUCCAUUCCACUGCUGCCAUUGGAUGGAACUGUCCCUCUGCUGUGAUUGGCUGGCAUGGAAUAGCUUUAGACAGUGAUUGGCAGUGUGAGGACAUGAAUUCUGAGCUGUGUGACUUUUAAAAGCAAGUGGAUAUUUGUCCGCGGACAGCAGAAGGUGACAAGGGGAACCCCACAGGACUUCAUCUUUAAAGCCUCCAUUCAGGAAGUCUCGGCUGUUGAUGUCCACAGGGUUUACCCCGCGUCAACCUUUUCCUGCGUUGGAUUAAUCAUUAAAUGAAUGGGGCACAGAAUCUAACAGAGGAACACAAUAUGAGACAACACUGCAAGCAUCAUGUACGUUUGAAUGAAGCGAUGCUAUGAAAAGCCGGGAUCUCCUAGUACAUUAUGAAUCUAUGAUAAUGAACCAUGUGCAUAUCUGUGUACCGUACGUGUCUAUAGUGUGCCUAAAUGUUCCGUCAACUCUAUUUUCAUAUUGUUCAUUAACAAAAGAUGAGGAUCAAAAAGAAUGUCAUGGUCAUUUUAGACUGAAGAGAACUCUCAAGGCUCUGGAGCCAGAGAACUCUAAAGACUCUGGAGCCAGAGAACUCUAAAUGCUCUGGAGCCAGAGAACUCUCAAGGCUCUGGAGCCAGAGAACUCUAAAGACUCUGGAGCCAGAGAACUCUAAAUGCUCUGGAGCCAGAGAACUCUAAAUGCUCUGGAGCCAGAGAACUCUAAAUGCUCUGGAGCCAGAGAACUCUCAAGGCUCUGGAGCCAGAGAACUCUCAAGGCUCUGGAGCCAGAGAACUCUCAAGGCUCUGGAGCCAGAGAACUCUCAAGGCUCUGGAGCCAGAGAACUCUCAAGGCUCUGGAGCCAGAGAACUCUCAAGGCUCUGGAGCCAGAGAACUCUCAAGGCUCUGGAGCCAGAGAACUCUCAAGGCUCUGGAGCCAGAGAACUCUCAAGGCUCUGGAGCCAGAGAACUCUAAAUGCUCUGGAGCCAGAGAACUCUCAAGGCUCUGGAGCCAGAGAACUCUCAAGGCUCUGGAGCCAGAGAACUCUCAAGGCUCUGGAGCCAGAGAACUCUAAAGACUCUGGAGCCAGAGAACUCUAAAGACUCUGGAGCCAGAGAACUCUAAAUGCUCUGGAGCCAGAGAACUCUAAAUGCUCUGGAGCCAGAGAACUCUAAAUGCUCUGGAGCCAGAGAACUCUAAAUGCUCUGGAGCCAGAGAACUCUCAAGGCUCUGGAGCCAGAGAACUCUCAAGGCUCAAGAAGCUGGGGUGGUCAACCCUCCUUCUGGAGAACUUUUUCUCCAACCCUGCUCUAUUCUAACACACCCAAUUUAACCAAUCAAGGUGUUGAGGAGGAGGAGCAGCAGCUGUUUAGCAGGACCAGGUGUGUUAGAGCAGAAUCCUGCUCAGGAUGGGUAGCUCUCCAGUUGGAGACUCCUGUUCUGGGGUCUUUUUUUUUUUUUUUUUGCAUCAUGGUUAUCAAACUAUUCAUUUGGAAACGCUGAACUCAGAUCAGUAUAACACUAAUAAUAAAAUGGUAACUGAC